This is a messenger RNA of Oncorhynchus tshawytscha (Chinook salmon), 2089 nucleotides long. RefSeq names its product cysteine and tyrosine-rich protein 1-like. Lineage: Eukaryota; Metazoa; Chordata; Actinopteri; Salmoniformes; Salmonidae. The transcript is spliced from 4 exons. The coding region runs from base 489 to 965 and encodes 158 amino acids. The record is from RefSeq and is a predicted model, not a curated record.
ACCAAUAUAUUUUUCAUUUUCAAAGUGGUCGUGAUAGUGGGGGCGGUGGCGUCCUUUAUGUCGGAGAGAUGCAAAUGUUAUCGAGGUACUUCCAUCCCUUUUCCCACCCAGUCAACAGUAAUUUGAGAAAAUAGCUGCUGCGGGGGAGGGGAAGCGCUAGGACCCACUCCAAGGAAAAAGGGAACAGAAGAAAACAACGAGGAAAGACUGAAGGAAACACUUUUAGAGAUACGAACACAUGAAAGAAAAAACGAAUGAGACUUUUCAUUCUGAUUUAAGCAUUUUAAUGACUGGAGCAAAGAUCCAUGAAUUUGCGUUCAUGGCUCUCUUCGAUUGAACUUUUUAGAGAACUCAAUUGAUUGCGCAUAUCAGCGAUGUUUCGGUGAGCGACUAUAUCCCAUAGUCUUCUUCGUGGGCGCAUAUUAAUGAAAAACACGGACUUUAUCGUUUGGGAAUAACUGUGAGCAACAUUUAGAACAAGUAGGCCUAUGUUAUCAGUCGAUAUGGAAAGAACGGAGGCAGCGGGGUGGAAGUUCCUACGGGACUCUCUCCUACUUUGUGUUUUUGCCGGUCACAGUGAGGCCCAGUGUGAUGGCUGUGUGGAGUACUGCUGUGAAGGCUCUCCCCCUUUCUGCUGCUCCUACUAUGCCUAUAUGGGAGAUGUCCUCUCGGGCACGGCGAUCUCGGGCAUCGUGUUUGGUGUGGUGUUUCUGAUGGGAGCGCUGGCGGCCUUCUUCCUGUGUGUGUGCAUGUGUGUGAAGAAUGGGCGCGGGGCCCGGGUGGAUGUGUUCAACACCUCCUACAUCAACACUGUGUCCCAGGGCUACCCAGGACCCCCACCUCCCUACACCUAUGACUAUGAGAUGUACCCUUCGGCCAUGCGCCCCCCUCCCUACACCCCCACCCCACCCAGGAUAGACAGCUACACACCCCCCCCUCCGUAUCCGAGCUGUAAUCGCAAAUGACUUGAAGACAAAAUGGAGAAUCCUGCCCAGGCUACUUGCCCUUCUGAAGGAGCACAUCUUGGAUUAAGUUUAUGCAGUGUUCUAGCAGAGGAAGAUGAGACUGUAAGCAUUUCCUUUUGAACCUCUGGAUCACUUCAAAUGACUGCAUGUGGACUGGACCACUUUGACCUCUUCUUGUGGGUGUGAUUGGGUCAAUUGAACUGACUGGUGUUUCGGGGUGGGGGGUGAACCUCAAUCACUUAAAAUGACUGUGUGGACUGAUCCACUUUUGACUAUUUGAUGUAGGGGUGGUGGUCAAUCUAACUGAUCAGCUUUUCAGGGGUGAAUACCACUUUAGUUGUAUUUGACUCAUGAUAAUGAAUGAGUGAGGGAACAAAGUACAUAACUUUAUUUGAAGAUGUGGAUCUCUGUUGUACCAUUUCUCUGGUAGAGAUGCCUAUUAGCUGGCUUUCCUUCAGGUCAGUGCUCUUCCCUAUCUUAUUUCUACUACAAGGCAAAGGAGAGAACUGUAGCCUCGUCCUAGAUAUGUUUGUGCUGUAUUGCCAAUUGCUUCAUGUGGAAAUUACCUGAGGACAUGGCGAGACAGCACAAACAAAUCUGGGACCAGGCUAGGAAAACUGUGUAAAAAUAUGAAUUGUACAAUAGAAAUAGGAUGGUAAACAUACAUGUCCGGGGUGAAGUUUCCCCUAGGUACAGAUAUACAGUCGUAUCAGCUUCCCCUCCCCCAAUCCUAACCUUAACUAUUAGUGGAGAUAGUACAAAACUGAUCUAAAAUCUAAAUCAAACUUUAUUUGUCACAUGCGCCAAAUACAACAGGUAUUAUACCUUACCAUGAAAUGCUUAUUUACAAGCCCUUAACCAACAAUGCAGUUCAAGAAAGAAAACAAUAUUUACCAAAUAAACUAAAGUAAAAAAUAAUAAAAGGUAACACAAUAAAAUAACAAUAACGAGGCUAUAUAUGGGGGGAACCGGUACUGACCUCGGUACUGGCGUACAGAGGCCAUUAUCAGCAACCAUCACUCCUGUGUUCCAAUGGGAUGUUGUGUUAGCUAAUCCAAGUUUAUAAUUUUAAAAGGCUAAUUGAUCAUUAGAAAACCCUUUUGCAAUUAUGUUUGAACAGCUGC